AUGAAGAAGGCAAAGACGACGAACAGAGUGGGCGGCCGACGCGGACAGACGCGACCGUCCAGGAAGCCGGGAAGGACAGGUCGAGGCAACAGGACGCAGAGAGAUGAACCGAUGGAGAGAAAGCGGUCUGAAAUCGCGUCGACUUCUCCACCAACGCAGAAGGCAAGAGGCAGUCCACAGGCUUCUUCAGCAUCUGCGUGUCUCCCCCUUUUUCCUUGUUCUAGCUACUUUCGCGUGCUUCUUCUGGGCGUCUUUGACCGGCCGGUAGUUGAUUUGCCUCCGCUCUUCGGAGCCCUUCACGACUCCUUGGGCGUUGCCUCAGAGACAGAGAGGGGAGAGAAAACGACAGAGAGUGGAAUGAAAGAGCGAAACGAAGACGCGCAAACGGCAGGUGAAGAGUGUGUGCGAGGGGACGAGACACGAAGCGUGGAAGAGCCAGGCGCAGGAUGGGAGGCAGAGACGAAGAAGCAACGCAGAGCAGCUCCUCUCUUCACUGACGCUGACGGCGAUCUCGUGCUCGUCCGGAGACCCGUCGCUCGGUUGAGGGAGAGGAACGCAAUGCAGGAGAAGGCGAAGAAAGCCAGGAGUUUCUCGACUGCAUCUGGGAAGAAGAAGGCUGAGAAGAUCGACGAGAGACUCGCCGGCGCUGACACAGAAGGCGCCAAGCUGCGAAGCCUGUCUCCGUCCCCGAGACAGACCCAGACAGGGGGAGAAGAAGGCGAGGAGACACGCGCGAUGAGGGGACAGAGAGGCGAGAUCGAGGAGAAGGAAGAGAGAGGGGAAAGAUGCAGAGAAGCGAUAAAAGAAGCGGAGACCACACCAGCACUCGAGGGAAGCAAACACGACGGACGUCUCUUUUCAAGGUCUUCUCUCUCGUCGCCGCCAUCUGUAACAACCUCUUCUUCCCCGCCGUCUGCAUCGCUUGCGCUGGUUUCCAGUCGUCCGUCUGGGUCUCCAAGGUUCUCCUGCUCUUCCCCUCAGUUGGUGGCAAUGCCCUUCGCUGUGUGUCAGUGUGAGUCCCCCACAGCUGUCUCUCUCGUGGGGCGCCAGCUGUGGACGGGCGGCCUUCUUCUCGUGAAUUUUCUCUUGGACCUUUUGCUGUCUGGAGCUGUCUCUUCCUGCUCGUCUCUCCUGACCCUGCCUGCCUCUGACCUCCCGGCGCGUCUCUCCGGGGCGCAGACACGCAGGCGGCUCGCUACGGGAGAAGAGACCUCUCGGUCGUCUCCCCUCUCGGUUCCUGUGAGGCUUCACGCAGGCGCCUGUGUCUCCACUCUGCAGUCCAAGAACGCAGAAGCAAGGCGGCACAGUCCAUCAUCCCGGCAGGGAGCGCCUGCGAAAUGGAGACCUUCCAGAAGAGAAGAGGGGGAAGACAUCCAGCGAGACAGAGGCGAAGGAGAGAAAGAAGAUGGCGAAGAGGGGCAAGAGCGACAAGAAACAAAAGAGAGACAGGUGGCGAAAGGCGACGAUCUUGUCGAGCGUGGAAGAUCUUUGACGAUACUGGAACUCGGCUGUGGCGUCGGUUUGCUCGGGGGUGCUUUACCCUCGAUUCUUGAAGCCGUCGACCAUCUGCGGUGGGCCAGCAAACAGCGUCAGCCGUGUACUGAGGAAACAGAGAAAGCUCCAGCUUCUUCUCAUUCUCCAUCUUCGCCUGCGUCCGAGUCUCGGUCGCCUUCUUCGGGUCCCUCCUCCGGCUUUGCCUCUGCGCCGCAGCCCCUCUGUUCUCCAGUUUCUGCUGAUCCGUCGAGAAGCUGCUGCUCGCUGUGCGCUGUGAGUCCAGCACGCUGUUGCCGCGAUGCCCCGACUGGAAACGAAACGCGAGGGGAGGAAGAAAGAAGGCCUGAAAAACAGGACAGACAGAGGUGUCUUGACGCAGUGAAUCUCCUCCUGACCGACGCUGACGAAGGAGCCCUCGCUUUCGCGGCCGCCACGGUGUGUCUAAAUGGCGGGAAGCUCUCGACUGCGGCAAGUGCAAAGGCCGAGGCUUCGGACGAGGAGGAGGACGACUCAGGCAAGAGAGGGGAAGGCAGACGAGACCAGGGAGAACGCGAGCAAAAGCACGAAGAAGGCAGGGAAGACGAGGACGGCAAGAGCGGGGUAGGGGAAGCUGACGAGGAACGAGGCGUCAGGAAACCUUCUCUUUCGUUGUGGCGAUCGAGACAUGGAAUAGACAGAUAUUCAGAGGGGAGGCAGACGUCCACGUUGUCUCCGAGUUCGACCGACCGGGAGGGUGACACUCAGCAGGUGAUUGAGAAGCUGCUUUCGCGUCCAAGGUUGUGGGGCGUUCCAACGUUCUCCUUCGGGGCCUCCGAGCGAAACAGAAGACUGAAGGUCACAGUGCGCAAGCUCGUGUGGGGAUCCGGGCACAAGUCUGCAGCUUUUUCAGAAAGGCCAAAAGAGAGGCCCACAGUGACCACAAAGAGAAAAAAAGGAAAUGCGCGCUGCCCAAGUACAGAUGUGGCUGAGACGCGACAAGGGAGUCUGACUUCGUUGACGGAGUUAAAAGAAGAAGAAAUCUCUACGCAGGCCUCGAGGCGUCUGCAGGCGCGGAGGCAAACGCCGGCAGAUAACCAAGGCGAGACAGCAUCGGGCGAAGACAUGCGUGUCCAGAAGACAGAAGGGCAAUUUUCGGAAGUCGCUUUUGCGGAGAAAGGGAAUUUGCUGAUUCUGGCUGCCGAUGCUCUCUACGACUACAAGUCUUGUGACGGGUUUGCUGUUGAAGUGGCGUCUCUUUUGCGGAAGCACAGGCCAGUUCGCAAAGGGCGCAUCCUUCGUUCUUCUUCUGGAGCAUCUUGUGGUCGUUCCCCUUACCACUUAGUCGAAUCCCCUCACCUCAGUUCGCCAUCCAGAUGGUCAUAUGGGGUCAAGAGUCGCGGUGCUUUUCUGUCCUCGCGAGAACAGCCAAGUGGCGCCGAGAAAAGGGCCAGAACGCUCUCGGCAGGCGACCAGCAACCGGGGAAAACACGAGCAGAGAAAACCAACAGAUUUCAACAAGUAAGGUGUUUUCUCUGCCACACACGGCGUGUGGGCAUCUCCUGCCCUACGAGCACCGUCCCCGUUGAUGUCUUUGCAGAAUAUUUCCGCGAACGGUUUGUAAGAAAUGUAGUUAUCGCUGGCGAGGUGCGAGAGGGGGAAGUAGACGAAGGCGACGAAAAAGGUGAUGCAGCUGGCGAAAGGGAAGAGAGGGGCAGGUGCAGGAGAAAGGAGGAGGAAACAGCAUGCGAAACAAGAAGAGGAGGAGACUUCCGCGGAGACACGGAGAUGAAGAGAAGAGGAAAGCCUCCAGAAGCGGGGGGGAGCGACCGAGACGAAAUAGCGGAAGAAGAACGAGAUGCCGGUUCAGCUUCUGAUACGAGUGAAAACAGCAGAUCGAAGAUCCGAAAGCAGAGAGCCAUCACGGAUACGAAUCCCAGUAGCGAACCAGAAGAACAAAAUGUCCUUAGAAAACGCAGGGAGACGGUGAGACUCACAGACAAAUUAGCUAGGUGUAGGAGACGCGAUGGGAGCCCACAGAACCUCAUAGCCAAAGCAGAAAUAGAGCUGGGACCGCCUCCGUGGUUCGACCUGGUUCUUCAUAAGCGCCCUCCUAUUCGGAUAGUGCCUCUAACUUCCGUCCUUCUCCCUCGAGGAGACAACGUAAGCACUUGCGUGCUUCAGCCCUGUUCUCAGACGAAGCUUUGCACCGCGCCGGAGAGCUGCUGCCGCCGGUCUCUAUCACGAAAAGGGAGUAAGGGUGGGGGUCCGAAGAACGAACCAGCACAAGGGGCGGCAGAAAGGCAGAGUGGUCAGCAAACCAGAAGAAGUAAGAGAGAAAAAAGUGAAGAGGAAUCUGGAUGGAGGAUAUCUCAACACGACAAGGAAGAACACAGGAGAGGAGCGGAAAUGAGGAGCCGCACAGUCUCUACUAACCAAAAUUCUACCCAAACGGAAGGAACGUUUCAGAAAAGAAGCCACUCUUAUCUUGGCAGAAUCGCACGGAGACACCGUGAAACAGCAGUAGAUGGUACUCAGCGCGUCGAUUCGUUCGUUCCAGGUGACAUACGGACAUGCAGUGCGUCCGUCGAAACUCAACUACAUAUGACUCGGGAUGGUGACCGCAAGAAAGUAGACGGCACUGCCGGCCGGAAUGUGUCUUCUGAUCUCGGCCAGUUCCUUCACGCAAAUGAGUUGACGCUGCCCCAAAUCGACAAGACACUUUUGUCAAUGUUGCCAUGCACAUUGAAAGAGCUUCUGGACUCACAGUGGAAAAGAGUUACGCGUGUCUCUGUCAGCGUGGCGGGCACAGAGGGAUACAGGAAAGAAGAGGAUUGCUCUAACAAUGACGUCAAUCAUCGCAGCACAUCGAUGGAACACAUAGCUCAACACUCUGUGUUGGCUCGGGUCUUUGACAAGGAUGAAGAUGAAACUUCAGAAUUUUGGUUGUUUCGCGAAGAGGAGAGCUGUUUGGAGAACAGGCAUGACACCGAACACAGUAGUCAAGUGACGAGACAUGUGAAAACGUCUUUUGAUGAAAGUAGGGGCCUGUUGCAGUUCUCGCAUAUUGAUCAGAACUGUGCAGAUACCACAGGAGUGGUCUCUUCGUUUCUGGGGACGAAGGAAGACUUUGGAGGGUCACCCCGGGAUUUGUCCACCAGUUCUGUUCAAAUUGGACAGCCAAACAGGCUACAGGGAUCUGACAGCGGCAUGCCGCCAACGACAUGGAGAAGUGCUAGCUGGUUGUCUGAGGCACUGAAAAUGGCGGAAGUAUGGGAACUCCGACUGUGUGAGGAUAAGCGGUGA
This is a messenger RNA of Toxoplasma gondii ME49, 4776 nucleotides long. RefSeq lists its product as hypothetical. The record is from RefSeq and is a predicted model, not a curated record. The transcript is spliced from 4 exons. The coding region runs from base 1 to 4776 and encodes 1591 amino acids. NCBI's taxonomy places the organism in Eukaryota, Apicomplexa, Conoidasida, Eucoccidiorida, Sarcocystidae.